AUGGGUUUAGCUGUCAUGCGAGCUAUUGAUGUUGUCUGGCAACGUCAUGGUGUUUCGCCACUCUUCUGCGUUAACGCUGCACUGUUUCUUCUGCCAUUUCUGUUCAGUGUCCUCUCGCUAGGAGGAAUGUUGUUUCUGUGGUCGGUGCGCAGCGGUAGAAUGCAAUUGUACGAACUUGAGCUUGCUCCAGCCAACUAUAGUUUCAUUAUAAUCAUCAUGAAAACUCUCCAAUCUAUACAUUUCAUGUAA
This is a messenger RNA of Cylicocyclus nassatus, 249 nucleotides long. The record is from the annotation of a GenBank genome assembly. Lineage: Eukaryota; Metazoa; Nematoda; Chromadorea; Rhabditida; Strongylidae.